This is a messenger RNA of Phasianus colchicus (ring-necked pheasant), 7764 nucleotides long. Lineage: Eukaryota; Metazoa; Chordata; Aves; Galliformes; Phasianidae. The record is from RefSeq and is a predicted model, not a curated record.
UAGCAGGGGCUUGGAACUGGAUGAGCACUGUGGUCCUUUUCAACCCAGGCCAUUCUGUGAUUCUGUGGUCCCCCAUGCAAGGAUUUUGAAUGCCCCCAGGUGGAACCCCACCAAGGAGGGCGUCACUGUGAGCCCCCACCAUGGCAAAGGAAUGCCAUCCCACUGGAAACUAUUUCUCUUUUUUCCCUUCCAUUCUGCAUGAAGAUGCUUUUAUUAAAUGGAGCUUCUCUCACCCUGAUGCAGCCCUUUUGUGAGGGGUUUUUGCUGGCGAUAAAUGCAACACACCUUCAAAAUGAGGCAAGUCAGGGCAUCACCAGGUCAAUAGGAUGUUUAACAAAGAAGAAAAAGGAGAAAAAACACCACUUAUUUCAGCAGGGUGGGGGAUGGAAGGGUGUGGGAGGACAUGGCCAGCCCAGAGCAUCCCGCCAGUGCAGGAAGCAUCACACAUCCCCACACUGCCACUGGAUGUGAACCGUGAAAACUGCAGCAUGGAAAUUGAGGCUGCUGUUCAGGGCAGUGCGGAGGCUCAGCAUCACAGAGGGCAGCUGGAUGGGGCGGGCUGAAACUGCUAUUUUUACCACGGAGUUGAAUCCUUUGUGCGCGGGCGGUGCUGCGGGAUGCUCGCCAACAGGAAAGGGCCCCACAAAGCCCCUGGUGCUGUGUGUCCCCGUGGGUCGGCUGUGAGCCCGUGGGGCUGUGAGGCACCCACACGGUGGGGGUCAGAUGGCAGAGGCUUGGGAAAUGAGGAGUCUGGGUCCUCAGGAGCCAUAAUAGCUGAUUUGUCAUCUUCCUCCGCCUCCGAACUGGCCCCGGCGUUCUGCACACACUGGAUUUAUUAAUUCGAUCCCAUCUGGGAUGGUUGACAUUUAGAUUCUGAAAAGUAUAGAAAAUGCAUCGUUGUUUUGCUCUGGAGAGAAGGACACUCCAAGGUGCAGUGUGCAGAGAUUCUGAUCUCACCUUGUGCCAUGCAUGGCAUCAGGGGCAGUGAGGGCAGGGGCAGGACUUGGCAUAUAGAUAUUAAAUGUUUGUAGCUGCUCUGGUACACCACACCUGUGGAGAAGCUGUAGUGAGUUGUCCUCCUUGUCCCCUGCAUCCUAUGGCUCAAGCUGCCAGCUGUUCCCCCGUACAUAGAGAGAGGAUUGCUGUUGCCAUCGGUGCCACUAAAGUCAGUACCCUAAAAUGGAAAACCCCAUCGUAGUGCAUUGCAUCCACGGUUGUGUCUUCUUUGGGCAGUGGUUUAAGAAGGGAGAAAAUACUCUCAGGCUAAGUCCUGGUGUCCCAUGCUACUCUGCCUGACUCUGGGGCAGGAAGGCUGUGCUUUUUGGCGUUCAGCUGUACAGAUGGUCUCAGCACAGCACUUGAAGCCUUUCUGGUAACAUUCGGACAGCCCUGGGAAUGCCGACACUUCUGCUCGUACACUGCCCCCAAAUGGCAAAAAGAGAUGAGAUGGGGAAGGCGGCUCUGCAAUGGUCGAGGAUACGGUGUGUGCCAGGAGCUGCAGGGAGGGAGAACAGCAAAUAUCCAGAAAAUGCAGUGAUGUAAUGACAGGCGUUCACUGGUUCCUGUGUCCCAGGACCCGCAGUAAUGUGUCUCCAGCCUUUUCCCCUCCAUGCCUUCGCUCCACAACGGCUGGUUGUGAUUUCUGCUCUAAGUGACAGCACUGGGUCAACAGCCUAUGAUGUGUGUGCAAGACCGAGGUCUGUCUUUGGAGAAGGGGGUGGAAAUUAGAAGCAGUCCAUGGCUGUGUGAUGGACAGAUGCCUACACACAAUUAAGGAAUCAGAAAUUAAGCAGCAGGCAGAUGAAAGUUCUGCUAUCCAUUCCCCAGUGACUACAGCAGUAUUUUUUGGGUGAAAAUCCAGGACUAUUUGUUGUGGUUGUGCCCAGCCUGGCAUCAAGCUAUAGGGAUUGGUUAGGGCACUUGAAACCAAGAGGUGUUGGAAGCUUUCAGCAUUCGAAUUGAUUCCUGCCUUCCAGGAGGAGGACUGAAUUCUGCUCCUAUCAAUAAGUAAUGGUCUUGGAGCAGCUUGUUUAACUUCAGGAUCAAGCAAGAGCCAGAGAGGAGAAAUCUAAUUUUACAGCAAUGAGAAAUGGGAUGGCCGGGGCUUGGGCAAAGCUACUGACAGGGUUACAUAGCCGGAUGCUAACAGGGGCAUUAAGGGUAGGUAUGAAUAAGGAAGAGUCUCAGGCCAUGGAGGACUGACUAGAUGCUGUCUCUGCAGUUUGAGCACAGCUGAUUCUCAGCUUAAGCUGACUGCAAAGGGAUCCCAUGAAAUUAUGUGCCACGUUUGUCGUUCGAAUGAAAAGACCUUAAUUUUCUGACAGAAGGCACUGAGCAGUACAGUACAACACAUUAUCCUCAGCGAACAAUUAAAGCCCACAUUUUAAGUUUGGCACAGGACGCUUUCACAACUGCCUGUAUGAAUAUGUGAAUACAUUCAAAUACAUUCAAAUACUCCCAAUACAUUCCAGUGAGUUCUCUGCCUUUGCAUGUAUGUUCACAGUCCCAUACAGGAACACACACGCUGCUGUACUGAGGUGCUUCUGCUCCUGGGUCUGACUGCAGGUUUCACCACAGUGUGACUCCAGCUCAAACUGGCAAAGAGUUGCUGAAAUAGCAGUCGCUUCUGGGGACUGAGCCUCUGUGGAGUUGUUUUGAUUGGGGUGUUUUGGACCAGAAGCUGGCACUUGAAGAAGUGAUCUGGCUGCUGUCAGCAAUGUGCGCCAGGCUGGGCCUGCCCCAGAGUGAUUUGUGAAUAUUUUGUGUUGGCAUCAUUAUCAGGAUGUUUGUAUGUAUUUCUUCACCUCUGUGUGUCUGGGAAAAGUCAGGAAAAUACAAACAGCAAACAGCAGCCAGGGGCAAUGCCAGGAGCUGCUCUUGCUCCUUCCCAAGCCAUACAGCAGAAACCUUUGUGCAUCUGCAGUGGAGGAGAACAAGGGAUGGUGCAGGAGAGGAGAUGGGGCAAGGCAGAGAAAAGGGUGUCCCAAUGUCAUGGUCACAUAAGACCAUCCAAGCUGUGCCUGGAGGUAAGCGCUGCUGCUUUCAGAUUGCCCUGAACUUCUGUGCUGAGCUUUGACCCUGUGGCAAAGGAGCUGAUGCCAGCAGCUUAUGGAGAGUGAAGAAGAAGCAGCUGUUGAUAUGAGCAUUGAAAUACCUAAAGCAGGGACAGAACGUGAUAGCCACACUUUGGAGAUGUGAAGCUCUGUGCCACAAGGCACUGCUUGCUCUCAGGGAGCAUUUCUCAGCCCCCCCAUUUUUGGGUACCAGGUGGCCCCACACCAGCCAUGCCCCACAUGUCUCUGGGUCUGCAAACAGGACGUGCCCACACCAUCCUACAGUUUGAAACUCUGUGCUGUUAUAUCUAGCCUGCAGCCUUCGUGGGAAACACAAAACCACAAGCCCAAACUCUCUGCAUUGUACAGUUGUUGGUUUCUCAUUUCUUCUGUCUCGCUUCUCUUUCUUAUUUACCCUUUAUUUGGGGUAUAGUUAAGUACUUACAAUGUUACAACAACGUCAUUGAUCUUUGCUCCUGCUGGUGAGGACCGAGCCCUUUCUGCCUCCUUUCAGCUGUGCUCCGUGCCAGGGGAUUUCCUGCAGUAACACAGCCUUCUUUCUUCCUCAUCUGACCCCUCUGUGUCACUUUUCCAGAGUUUUGCAUGAAAUGCAUUUUAUUUCAGCACAGCUUUGCAGCCCAAGCCCCACAGCUUGUUCCUGCAACCUCUGUACAUGUAUUUGGGAUUUUCCAGCAUCAUAGAGCCCCUUGAGAGCAGUAACACUCCACAUUAAGUCCUGGAACAGCUCUGGAAGCCAGCUCCAUUCGUCCUUCUGGUGGCAGAAUGUGGAAACUGAGCACUUCAAUGGCACCCAUAACAGUCUUCAGAUGCUGCUGGGAGAGGCUUGGAUCCGGAGGUGCUGUGUUUGGGUUACUGAAACAAGAGCAUGAUAGUGUGCCCUGGGUCGGGGCUAGAAGUGCUGCUGGAAGCUCUGCUGGGAGGAUCCUGGUGGCCUGGAGGCAUCGAUAUGACCCUGGGACAGCAAGGUGAACCCUGGAGCUGGGGCUGCUGGGUCUGGGGAAGGCUCAGGGAUGGGGUUUGUCACAGGGUCUGUCUGGAGUGCACCUGGAGGUCUGCAGAUGUGGGGACCUCCGGCCCUGGUGAGGCAGCACACAGAGCUGCAUCAGUGCGGUGAGUGCCCAUUACGGCAGACAGGCGGCUGUGCGGUGCUCCCUGCACACAGGGCAGCCCAGGUGCUCCAGGAGCACUUCUUGUGCAGCACCUCAUUUCAUCCUGUUUUCAUCAUCCCUUCCCUGCAGUGCUUCUGCAAGUUUUGGCUUGUUUUAGGUUUUAUCUUUUCUUAUUUUUCUUUUUUUUUUUUCUUCUUUCUUCUCCUGUUGCCUUUUUUUGUGCGUGUCCUUUAUUAGCAGCUCUGCCAGCAUCUCCUGCAGAGGCAGAUCGCAGCACGCCGGCUCUUCUCGUUCCCCCCAGCACCCAAGCAGCACUGCCUGCCGCCAGCGCUCGGCUCAUAGCGGGGAGCUCCCGCUCACGUUUUCCUUCCUUUACCCGCUCACUCCGGGCAUCCUCCUGACCUCCCUCCAACCCCCCAUAACCGGGGACACAGGACACAAGGGCGGCCGUACGCUGUGGGGCGGAGCGAUCUCUCCGCCCUGCCCGGCUCCCCCGCGCACCCCGGAGGCGGUGCUUCGCUUCGCUCCCGCCGCCCGGCUGCUCCCGCCGCGAUGGCCCGCCGCUGCCCGGAACCCGACAGCGGAAUCGAAUCCCUCUCUGCAGAUGAACACGAACUGGAGACCUCCUGUGAGGAGAGCACGGGCUGUGCGGAGGAGCUGCCAGCAGGUGAGCAGCUGUGAGACCAGAAACCUCCUGCCCCCUCCUGAGCGUGACUCUGAGAUUUGUAAGAAGACCUUUAUUAGAAGUGUGCAUGGCACAUCCACAGCCUGGGUUCACAGCACGGUGGUACACACCAGCACCUGUAGGUGCCUCUCCCAUGGAAAACCAUGGAAUUCAGUUGGGUGAAAUGGGACAUGUGGGGGUGCAGGGACCUCCAGGACAGCCUCGGGUUGUUCGGGACAUCAUACAUCAAAAUAAUGCACCUUGAGCAUCACACACACCUUCAAAGGUUCUGAGUGACCCCAGAUCACUGAUGCUGAUCUCUGCUGCCUGAGCACGGCUCAGUGCUUUUCCUGCUUUGUCACGUUACCUAACACCCACCAGAUUAAUGCAUUUAAACUUCUAAAUGCAUCUCUUACUUACCCUUGGCACUGCUUUCUUUAAUUCUUCCUGUCGUUCAGGAGAGGGCAGCUCCGGCAGUGGCUCUGGCAGCCCCAGCAGCAGCUCCAGCAGCAGCUCAGAAGAUGACUCAGAUACAGAGGAGUCGGACACAAGGCGGUCAGAUGAAGAACAAGAAAAUAAAGAAUCACAGCCAGUUUGCAAUGAAUCAGAUGGAGCGGACUGUCUGCCCCACUGUAAGCACUGCAGAAAAGAAAAUGCCCAGAGAGAGCAAGUGACCCCUAGGAAGCUUUCUGGAGGACAAUAUUUGAUGAAGCUGGAUGCAGAAGGCACAUACGAGUGCAGUGUCACCGGUCUGAUUUUUGAGGUGAACAAGGCGGUCACCAUCAAUUACUCCCUGCUGUCCUGGAGCAAAUACGCCGGGCUGGUAAAGCCACCAUGGGUGGUGGGCGGCCCGCUGUUCGACGUGCGCUGCGAGGCGCCCUCCACCCUCACCUCCAUCGCCUUCCCGCACUCCCUCUGCCUCGGCGAUGGUGGCUCCCACCUGGCCUUCAAGGUGCUGCACAUCAAGGGUGCGGGUGCGGCCAUCGAGCCAUCCACGGACUUCUCGGCCUCACACGUGCGGUGGCUGGUCAGCUCGCUGUCCCCCGUCGGGCCGCUCAUCCGCAGUGAGGAGCCCCUGCUCUACCACGGAGCUGUCAUCCUCUACAAGGCCAUCGAUGACGACCCUUCCUUGCUGUUCCGGGUCUACGUGGCGACGAACAACGACUCCUUCAUCAAGGAUAUAUCAAGAGCAGUAAAACAUUCGAAAAAGAAAUUCAUUAAAAUUGACAAGCCCCCUGUGUGCCAGAAAUUACUACAGAACGGAAAGAGAUACAGAUUAAUUUGUGAACCAGAAGCUGAAAUAACUCCAGAGGAAAUUGAAUUUGUUGAUGGAUCUCUUUUGAAGCUGAAAAGUUACAUUGAAGUCUAUUUUGAGAAACCUGAUGACUUCACCUUAUCUUUGGUUGAACUGGACUCAGGUGCAGCUGUGUGGAAAGCAAAACUAAGAGAAAGUGACUGGAUACAUUAUGAUCAGAACAAAAAUGAGCAAACAAGAAUUCCAAGCAGUGUCAAAAGACGGAAAUCAACCAACAGCUUUUCUGAAGAAGAGAAACACUGUAGCAAAAAGCAGAGGUCCAACAAUUAUACAGAUGGAAUUAAAAGCAGAAGCUUGCUAACUGAUCAACAGCUGAUGGUAAUUGCAAAGUUGUUUGGCGUGGAGUGGAAAGAAAUUGCCAUUGAAUGUCUUCAAAUGGAAAUGAAAGACAUUCAGCAGAUUCAAGCAAAUGAAGAGGAAGUCAAUAUCCAGAAAUUUCUGAUGUUAAGCAAGUGGAGAGAAAGAGAGCAAAGCAAUGGAACUGCACAAGCUUUGUGCAAUAGGCUCCGUGAAAAAGUGUCAUAUGAAAUAGUGCAAGCACUAGAAGGCUUUUUGGCUGAGUGAUGAGUUGGAGAAGCUGAUGAGAAGCUCAGGAACUUUCCCCACCCAAAUGGUUAAACUUUUCAAGCUAUUUUCCCGGGAUUUCGUUGUGAUGAAGAUCCAAGUCGUAAUCAGUCAGCGGAAAGUUUAGAGUGUCUUCAAAAGAAAUGUGAAUGAAAUUUUGCACCUACGUAAGUGUAAGUAGCAUUUUGGGAAUCAUUACUCACACGUUUGGAUACCAGUCAUUGCAGCUGGAUGGAAGUGCCAGGCUUGACGUGCCCAAAACUGAAAGCUGCCACUGAAUCUUGUCGUGUUUGAGCCAAUCCUAAAAGACAACGAGCACUGGGAGAACUGGGUUUACCUUUAUCAGGUAUAUGACUGUUAUCUUGAAACAUUUUUAUUUGAAUCAGGGAAAGACAAGGGAGAAAAGUUGUAUCAAAACUUUUAUCCCCUUAAAAUAAUGAAACUGUCAAAAUCAUGAGGUACAUUGUAUUGCUCAGAGAUGCCUAGGAUCAGGGAAGAAACUCCUUAAACUUGCAGAUAAAUUCCUUUGCAGAAUCACUGUUGAUACACAACCACUGUAUGUAUCCCCAUGCACUCAUGUUGAGCUGUGGUUCUGUUUUCUUAAAUCCGAAGACCACUUUCACAGUAGCACCAUUAAGAACUGCAGGCAGCUUUGAAUCUUCUGUGGGAUUUUCUUCUCUCUGUACAGUGUCUCAAUUUUUAUGAGAUUUUUUUUUAUGUUGUAUGAUUUUUUUUGUACUAUGAACUUUUUAUACUUCUUUUUUUAUGUGAUUAAUUUUAACUUUACUGUAAGUGUGGGCUUAAGGUAAAAUAGAGAAAAUCGGGGUCUCCAAGAUGGUUGUUAUCCUGAGGGCAGGACCUGUAGCACACAGUUGUAAAAGAUCUGAAAAUAAUGUUAUUUGAUAAACUGAAUGAUGGCCAGAGAGAGUGUCCUGUUUGCAGACACGUGGUUCUUUUCAUCAUCUCCUGCUGUGUAUGUUUAUGGAAAAACAAACAAACAAACAUACUUUUAAAUAUAAGGAUUAAAAAGAGAACAUU